AUACACAGUUGGCACUUAGUAUAUGCGAAAGUAAUUUUUUAUGGGUUUUUUCCAUAUACGUCAAUGUAUUGAGUCAUAUAUUUGUUAGCUUAAUGGCAUACGUCAUCAUGCAAUACUUCACUGCUUCCAAAUCAAUAUAUAUGAGUAGCUAUAAAAUCGCCUUUUUGUUAAAUUUCAUUUUUUUUCUGCAUUGUAUAAAUAUUAUUAAUGUAUGAAAUGAUUAGUAAGUAUACAACAACAGCAAUCAUUGUUAACGGAAAAAUAAAAAAUAAACUUAAUUUCCAUCAAUUUCUGUUUUAUUAAUUACUAAAAGACUACAAUUCUAAAAACUCUAUCACUCUGACUGAGAGCUGGUGGUGAAUUCUAUAAAUAACUAAAACGGAUUGUGUGUGGAUAUAAUCAGAUAUGGAUUUCUUAUUAAUUGGAAUUAUCUUUGUAUACCCAGUCUAUAUUUUCUUUUUUGCACAAAAGCUUAGAAUAAAUUUCUUUUUUCGCCCUUCCUUAUUUAAAGAAACAUCGGUCAACAUUACAUAAUGAAAUUUAAAUUUUGUGUUGUAUAAAUAAUAAUCUAAUGAAGCGAAAGAUAUAAUUUCAAUGAUUAAUGAACCGGCGUUUUGAUUUUUUACAGGUACCCCUUCAAAAUGGGAAAAGAAGAGAAGAAAGGGACGAUUGUAUUGGAAAAUUUUAAUUCCACAGCAAAUUUAGCUACAAAUCCUGGUUUCCAGUCAACAUUGAGUCUGGGAUCAAAGGAAAUCAUCAAUGAAAAGGAAUAUAAACCGUUCGAGCAUAGAAAUGUGGCACAUCCGAAUUCGACUAUUGGUUCUCUGGUGCACCUGCUGAAGUCGUCACUGGGGUCAGGAAUCUUAGCGAUGCCGGCAGCCUUCAAGAAUGCGGGCUUAGCGUUCGGAGCGAUCGGCACCAUCAUCGUCGGAUUUAUAUGCACCCAUUGCGUUUACGUACUGGUGAAAACGUCUCAAGAAGUAUGUGUUGACGCAAAGAAACCAUCGAUGGGAUUCGCCGAGACGUGCGGCGCGGCUUUCGAGUUUGGACCUAAGAGGCUCAGGCCUUGGGCUAACUUUGCAAGAACGUUCACCGAUUACGCAUUGACCUGUACAUAUUUGGCUGCCUUAUGUGUUUACAUUGUUUUCAUCGCUGAAAACUUUAAAGAGGUAUUAGACGAAUACUGGCCAGAAUACAAAUUGUCAGUUGAAACUUACUGUGCACUAACACUGGUUCCACUCGUCCUGAUCUGUCAGAUAAGGAAUCUCAAGUGGUUGGUGCCGUUCUCUGCCAUCGCCAACGUUCUACUAGUCAUAUGCUUCGGUAUCACCAUGUACUACAUCUUUAGUGAUCUGCCAAAUCCCGCAGAGAGAGAAAUGGUCGCUAAAGUAACGCAGUGGCCUCUAUUUAUGAGCACAGUUAUCUUUGCAAUGGAAGGCAUCGGUGUUGUGAUGCCUGUUGAAAAUGAGAUGGCAAAACCGCAGCACUUCCUCGGAUGUCCUGGCGUUUUGAACGUUGCAAUGACAAUAGUGAUCUCUUUGUAUGGACUUGUAGGAUUCUUUGGUUACAUGAAAUAUGGAGAUGAUGUUAGAGGCAGUGUUACUUUGAAUUUGCCUCAGGAUGAAGUUCUUGCCCAGAGCGCGAAAAUUCUUAUGGCCCUCGCUAUACUUUUCACGUACAGUCUACAGUUCUAUGUCCCCAUGGAGAUGAUCUGGAGAAAGUUGGAGAACAGAAUCUCUGUGCGUUACCAUGAUUUGACCCAGAUUACUAUUAGGACGCUAGCUGUCGUCGGUUCAGGUGAGUUCUUAAAUAUACAUAAUAUAUUUAAUUACACGUAAAUAUAAAUAAAUUGGGUAACAGUUUUAUAAAAAAAACCUCACACUUACUUCCAUCUUUUAAUCAUAAUAAUAUCUAUAUAAUCAUUCUUCACUCAUUCCAGUUGCCCUCGCCGCCGCUUUUCCAGACUUAGAAUUAUUCAUAGGCUUGAGUGGAGCAAUUUUCCUAUCCACCCUCGGCCUACUAACUCCAGCCAUCGUUGAUACCGUCCAUAACUGGGACCGAGGUCUCGGCUUCCUCUACUGGAAACUCUGGAAGAAUCUCUUCAUUGGUAUCAUGUCCCUUAUUGCUCUCUUCGCCGGUUCUUAUGUCUCCAUCAAAGGAAUGGUUGAGAAGUUUGGUGAGAUUCAUGUUGAAAUAGCUAACAAUACAUUAAGUACAAUGAACGAUACGAUUGUUUAAUUUUCCAGUGAUUUCGUCAGAUAUCCGCCUCGCUUUGGUUGUGUUAAAAAGUUAGCGUAUUGUUUUUUUUAAUAAUGAAUAUUUUAAUAUUGUAAAGGUACAACCAUUUAAAUUGUAAAUAAGCAUUUUUUACGAUGUAUAUAAUUUAGGGAUACUAAAUUUUAAUUUUGACAGUACAUAGAAUUUUAAAGCUUGGCAGAUUACUUAUAAUAAUAUAAGUUUUAUGUUAUUUUGAAUAUUAGGUUUGUAGUAUUUGAAAUAUUACAAAAUACUAAAUUUAGUUUUUUUAAUAUAAAUAUAAUAGUCUUAAUAUAAGUUAAGUAAAUACAUUAGAUUUUUAUUCGAAACGAAAUUUGCCUAUUUAUAAGUUUUGAGUCUAUUGUAAAAACUGUUAGUAUAUUUUGAUAGAAAAAAUAUAUAUAUCUUUUUUUCCUUUGAGAUGUGAAUUAUGUUUGUGAAAAAUAUGAAAUUAAGUAUAACACAGAAAAAAUCGAAUUACUCACUUAAUAACUAAUAUUUAGUAUGGUGUUCUUUGUGUUUAAUAAGAAGUUUGAAAUAGUUACCAUUUUGUAUAAAAUAGUUCUAACAAUAGAAAGGUUUUUUGAAUAGAAAAUAUCGGAUUAUUUACUCUACUGACGCAAUUUUAAACUACAAACUGUUUCAUUAUAUUGUAAGACUCAAAUAAAAAAAAUGGUUUGUGCUCUAUCCAAACAGUUCAUUUUCAAGUUCAAAUCAAGCGAAUUUAUAACUCAACUAGCUCUUGCUCGCGACUUUGUCCGCAUGGUAUAGUGACUGUGGGCAGCAUUUCUAAAAACGCUAAAACUAAUAUUAUUCAUACCUGUAUAUAAGGUUUUAUGAUUAUGUCUUUGACAAUGAUGAAC
Molecule: messenger RNA, 3119 nt
Organism: Diatraea saccharalis (sugarcane borer)
Lineage: Eukaryota; Metazoa; Arthropoda; Insecta; Lepidoptera; Crambidae
Source: the annotation of a GenBank genome assembly